This is a messenger RNA of Capronia epimyces CBS 606.96, 366 nucleotides long. RefSeq lists its product as uncharacterized. The coding region runs from base 1 to 366 and encodes 121 amino acids. Lineage: Eukaryota; Fungi; Ascomycota; Eurotiomycetes; Chaetothyriales; Herpotrichiellaceae. The transcript has a single exon. The record is from RefSeq and is a predicted model, not a curated record.
AUGGCAACCUACAAUGUCUAUAUUGCCGAGUACAUAUCGAUGCCGAUCUUCCACAAUUUACUCUAUAUCGAGUUUGAGCCAGGAAAAGGAAGAAUGUACCAUGUGACAGGAGGACACAACGUCGGAUGGCAAUACGAAACGAGAGAGAAGGACAAGAUCGAUGACUCCAUCCAGUUCUACGGGAAACAUCCAAAGGGGACAAUAGCCGGGGCGGAUCUACAAAAGGUGGACCAGAUUUGUCGCACAGUGCCAAUGCCGAGAAAUCAGGUCCUCUACGGAGUUCCACGUAAUAAGGAUUGCCGACAUUGGGUGCUCGACGCCCUGGCUAAGAUGGAGCAGCAAGGUGUUUUCAAACCGAGCAAGUAG